AUGCCUAUCCACGCCCUUCCUCAGUCCACCAUCCAUCUGCUUGGAUCAGCCCAAGCCUUGACGAUUCCCACAUCUUUAGUCAAAGAACUCAUUGAUAACGCUUUAGACGCAAAGGCAACAUCUGUGGAUAUUCUCGUCUCUCAAAAUACCCUUGACAAGAUCCAGGUCCGAGACAAUGGACAUGGCAUCCCACUGAAAGACCUUGAUGCACUUGGUCGACGUGGGCAUACCAGUAAACUAACGAACUUCGAGGAGCUGAGAUUCAUUGGAGGCACAACCUUGGGUUUUCGUGGAGAGGCACUUGCGAGUGCCGUUCAAUUGGGGGAAGUAUCCGUCACCACCAGAACGGAUGGAGAUGCGGUUGCCACCACGGCUGUUCUGCAAGCCCCUGGAGGCAUUGCUCGCCAAAGCCGCACGUCUCAUCCCGUCGGUACCACUAUUUGUGUUACAAAAUUCAUGUUCAAGCUUCCAGUCAGAAAACAGACUGCCCUCAAGUCUUCUUCAAAAACUCUCAUUAAAAUCAAAGAGCUUCUGCAAGCGUAUGCCCUCGCUCGUCCUUCGGUUCGAUUCAGUCUGAAAGUCCUCAAGGAGUCAAAGGGUGGCUUUUCAUAUGCCCCGCGUCCCACUAAUGGCAUCAAGGAAGCUGUCUCCCAUGUUAUAGGCAAAGAUGCUUCUGCGCAAUGCGUGGAGAAAACAUUCGUCUUUUCAGAGUCACAGCCCAUGGGGCAUGACCAAAUUGAUGACUAUGCAAGCACUUCUGAUCAAGUUGAGAGCAGCCAAUUCCACGUCUCGGUAUAUCUUCCCAGACCAGACGCAGAGCCGUCCAAAAUCGGGCGUGGUCAAUUUCUCUCUAUUGACUCUCGGCCAGUAUCUCAUGAUAAAGGUACCAUGAAACGUAUCGUGACUAUGUUCAAAGGAUAUCUCAAAGUUGCUCUUGGGGAAAAUGCCGAUAUCAAGAAUCCAUUCAUUCGAUUUGAUAUCAAAUGUCCCGUCGCUAGCUAUGACCCCAACGUGGAGCCUGCAAAGGAUGAUGUUUUGUUCGGGAAUGAAUCCCUCCUUCUUGAUUCAUUUGAGUCAUUCUUCAAAGAGAUUUAUGGGGAGAAACCGAUCACACCCGCUGCCGCGCUGCGAUCAAAUUUGACCAAAAAGCUUGACAAUUUCGAACUGCUCCUCGCACGGAAACCCACAGAGUCCCCAUCUGUUGCCUUGACUACACAAUCAAAUGCUGAUUCUUCAGACCCACAAACGUCGGAGCAAUCCAAAUCGCUGGCCAUGGAAUCUUCUUCUCUACCUGCUGCAUCACCUUCACCCCCAAACAGUCCUCUUUUGACAUCGCCCCCUCCAGCAUCCAUUAUUCCUAGUAGAUCCGAAAGUCAUAACAGAAGAGGCGCUGAAUCUGAUCAUGAAGAAGACAGCAGCAAUGGCCGUCGUAGGUGGGAUUUCGACAUUUCAAAAGACUUUGUCGAGAUUGACCCAUCCUAUAAGCCUAGUCAAAGCAAGAAACGUAGCAGCUUCCGACCUCCAACAUCGACUGGUUCGCCUCAGGUCGCAGAAUCAACAGUUCAACUGAACCCGUGGGUUAUUGCCAAAAUGACGGCGCCUGUUCAACCAAGUUCUAGUGUCCAUGAACCACUUCAGGUCCCGCCAUCCUCAUCACUCAUCAACCGACAGCAUCAGGCUAUGUCGAGCAGUAAAAAUCAAUCUUCUGAGCCUACACUAUCGGACCAUGCAUCGUCUGAUCCAGCUCCACGAUUGAGGCUGUAUGGUAGUCCAGAACUAGAACUGUUAUUAGAAUCUUCGAGAGCCGUUCCACCUCGUCGGCAUCGAAAUUCUCUCAAUAUACAAGACUUGUUGCCGCAGCCUCGAGUUUCUAUUCCACAUACUGAAAAUUCGGAAGUCUUCCAACGACCACCCAACGACUUCAUCAGCGCAAGAAACAUGUCUGACACUCUUACCCCGCCACCUCCACCUGCCACUCACAAGCCGAAUGCUCCCAAAAGAGCAAGUGGACUUGACAAACCAUUUUUGCCUCCGAGAAGAAUUGCUGAUAACAUUGAAACCCCAUACUCUUUACCCCAAACGACAAUUUUGGCCCCUCGAGAGGAUGGUCCCAAUUCACGAAGAGGGCAGCGGUGUGAUGACAUAUCGGAACUCGAUUGGGCAAUGACGUAUGAACACAACAAGGAGCUCGCGACACAACAGCUACGUGAAGAACGUCGUAUUGUUAGGAAGGAAGCAAAGCAGAAGGAGAAGGAAUCAGAUGAAUUCUACAACACUAGUCAACCAUCGCCGCACAAAAAUCGCCAAAACGCAGCUAUAGCCGCACUCGAAGUCGAUAACUUUGUGUCUCCUGCUAACAAAGACGUGGAGAAAGAACCUGUUAGAGCAGCUUUAUCCCAUAGUGAUCCGCGGUCGUAUUUGAUGAGGCAUCCAGAAUUUGCAGCUAUUCAAAGUGGAUCAUCAAAGUUGACUCGAACCAAAUCAAUAAAACUACCACUGGAAAGAAUUCCCGACAAGAGCAAAACGACGGGGUUGGUACUGAAACAUUCAAUGGAGUCGGACGCUGUCAAAGAAUUUGCCAAAACCAUGGCUAGGCAUGAUCUAUAUGUUGCUCGUGGCAUUCAAGAAUUGGGCCUUGGUGGUGGUGCCUCUUCAAACAAGAAAGAAAUCGCUAGGAAAUUCCAGGCUGUCGUUGAAGAAUGGAUGGCCAGAGAAGAUAUGGAUUGUGAGGUUGAUUACAAAUUUCAGAAUCUUUAUGCGCUGAAACUUCGGGCUACUAUGUAA
Hymenoscyphus albidus is the source of this 2784-nucleotide messenger RNA. The record is from the annotation of a GenBank genome assembly. Lineage: Eukaryota; Fungi; Ascomycota; Leotiomycetes; Helotiales; Helotiaceae.